AUGCGUCGUUUCUUCUCCUCUCGCAGCGAGGAGUCUGAACUCCCUUGCGGAGUGGCGGCUAUCACUAGGAACCGCUCUCUCUCCAUCCGUUCCGGCCACCGCCGCAACGGCUCCCAAAACACCUCCAAGCGAACUGGCUUCUCCUUCAACUCCCUGCGCGGUAACGUCCAGCCUGAGCUCUCACGCAAGCUCUACCGCCUCAUCAAGAGCGAGAACAAUCUCAUCACCGCUCACGAGACCGCCGGCCGCGAACGCGUCUCCAUCGCCACUCAGCUCUCCGAAUGGGGUGAACAGACCAACGAUGAGGCCAUCUCUGACAUCUCGGACAAGGUCGGUGUCAUCCUUAGCGAGCUGGGCGAGCAGGAAGACCAGUAUGCGCACUCCCUCGACGAUUCUCGGGGCGUACUGAAAGCCAUCCGCAACACCGAAAAGAGUGUCCAGCCGAGCCGUGACGGCAAGGACAAGAUUGCCGACGACAUUGCGAAGCUGAAGAUGAAGGAGCCCCAAAGUGCCAGGCUUGUUGUGCUUGAACAGGAGCUCGUUAGAGCCGAGGCGGAGAACUUAGUUGCUGAAGCCCAGCUGAAGAAUAUCACUCGUCAGAAACUGAAGGAGGCGUAUGAGGCCGAGUUUACCGCCACCAUCGAGCGCGCGGCAAAGCAGAUCAUCCUCGCCAAGCACGGUCGACGUCUCCUACAACUACUUGAUGAUACCCCUGUCGUUCCCGGCGAUAUGCAUCCCACGUACAACCACGGUCAGCAAGCGCGGCAGAUUCUGAACGAUGCAGAAGACGACCUCCGAGACUGGUCACCAGACCAAGACUUCACCCCUCAGACCGACACCUUUUCUGAUGCUCAGACUAAGAUUCAUGAUGAGGACGCUAGGAUCGUUGCCAGCUCGGUGCCUGGGGAGAAAUCACACGGCACCGACAAUGCUAGCAUCUCGAGCAACGGUACUAAGCAAACCGAGAGCGUGGCUUGA
This is a messenger RNA of Colletotrichum gloeosporioides, 978 nucleotides long. Its product is annotated as Sphingolipid long chain base-responsive protein LSP1. The record is from RefSeq and is a predicted model, not a curated record. Gene Ontology annotation, cellular component: plasma membrane; eisosome filament. The coding region runs from base 1 to 978 and encodes 325 amino acids. Gene Ontology annotation, biological process: endocytosis; eisosome assembly; negative regulation of protein kinase activity. Lineage: Eukaryota; Fungi; Ascomycota; Sordariomycetes; Glomerellales; Glomerellaceae. The transcript is spliced from 3 exons. Gene Ontology annotation, molecular function: lipid binding.